Molecule: messenger RNA, 2209 nt
Organism: Carlito syrichta (Philippine tarsier)
Lineage: Eukaryota; Metazoa; Chordata; Mammalia; Primates; Tarsiidae
Gene: PDZK1
Product: PDZ domain containing 1
Exons: 10
Coding region: 223-1779 (518 amino acids)
Biological process (GO): protein localization to plasma membrane
Cellular component (GO): apical plasma membrane
Molecular function (GO): signaling receptor binding; protein-membrane adaptor activity
Source: RefSeq, a predicted model, not a curated record
GGCAGCAGGGUGGAUGAGCUCGCUUGUGGACUGGAAGUGCCUUUCACCUGCCCUGCUGGGCUUGCCUGUGAGGCUCUGAGUGUGUGAAGGGGAAGACAAUUAUCAGUAGACUGGAGAAUAGAAACAGCACUGUCAGUCCAGUGAGUUCCAAGACGAGUGCUCACCAGCAGAGACAGGAUUCCCGCGUGAACGGAGCAGCUCUGCUUCCUUCCAGAUUCAGAAAUGGCCUCUACCUUCAACCCCCGAGAAUGUAAACUGUCCAAACAAGAAGGGAAAAGUUAUGGCUUCUUCCUGCGAAUCGAGAAGGACACAGAUGGACACCUGGUCCGAGUGGUUGAGAAGGGGAGUCCGGCAGAGAAGGCUGGCCUCCAGGAUGGAGACAGAGUCCUGAGGAUCAAUGGUGUUUUUGUGGACAAAGAAGAGCAUAUGCAGGUUGUGGAUCUGGUCAGAAAGAGUGGAAAUUCAGUGACUUUACUAGUUCUGGAUGGGGAUUCCUAUGAGAAAGCAAUAAAAACACAGGUGGACCUGAAGGGAUUGGGUCAGAGUCAGAAGGAGCAAGGCUUGAGUGAUAAGGAACUGCCCCCUGUAAUGAAUGGAGGAGUGCAGGCUUGGACCCAGCCGCGGCUCUGCUACCUGGUGAAAGAGGGGAACAGCUACGGCUUCUCUCUGAAAACUGUUCAAGGUAAAAAGGGAGUGUACAUGACUGAUAUAACACCUCAAGGUGUGGCUAUGAAAGCUGGAGUCCUGAAUGAUGAUCACCUGAUUGAAGUGAAUGGAGAGAAUGUGGAAGAUUCUCGCCACGAAGAAGUGGUUGAGAAGGUAAAGAAGUCAGGAAGCCGUGUCAUGUUCCUGCUGGUGGACAAAGAAACUGACAAGUGCCACAAUGAGCAGAAGAUACAAGUCAAAAGGGAAACAGCCAGUCUGAAACUGCUACCCCACCAUCCUCGAGUUGUGGAGAUGAAGAAGGGAAGCAAUGGCUAUGGUUUCUAUCUGAGGGCAGGCCCUGAACAGAAAGGUCAAAUCAUCAAGGACAUAGAUUCCGGAAGUCCAGCAGAGGAGGCUGGCUUGAAGAAAAAUGACCUGGUAGUUGCUGUCAAUGGAGAGUCUGUGGAAACCCUGGAUCAUGACAGUGUGGUGGAAAUGAUUAGAAAGGGUGGAGAUCGGACUUCACUGCUGGUGGUAGACAAAGAGACGGACAACAUAUACAGACUGGCUCAUUUUUCUCCAUUUCUCUACUAUCAAAGUCAAGAUCUGCCUAAUGGCUCUGUCAAGGAGGCUCUAGAUCCUAUCCCUGCUUCUCUGGAGGUCUCAAGUUCGGAUACCACAGAGGAAGUAGAUCAUAAGCCUAAACUCUGCAGGCUGGUUAAAGGUGAAAAUGGCUAUGGCUUUCACUUAAAUGCGAUUCGGGGUCUGCCAGGCUCAUUCGUCAAAGAGGUACAGAAGGAUGGCCCUGCUGACUUGGCUGGACUGGAGGAUGAGGAUAUCAUAAUUGAAGUGAAUGGGGUGAACGUGCUGGAUGAAGCCUAUGAGAAGGUGGUGGACAGAAUCCAGAACAGUGGGAACAAUGUCACACUCUUAGUCUGUGGAAAGAAGGCCUUUGAUUACUUCCAAGCUAAGAAAAUCCCCAUUGUUUCCUCCAUGGCUGAUCCACUGGAUGCACCCCUGGAUCCCAAAGAAGGAACAUUAAUGGAGUCAGAGCAUGACUCGCACGUGGCAAAAGAACGAGCCCACAGUACAGCCUCACAUUCUUCUUCCAAUUCUGAAGAUACAGAGAUGUGAUGAGAACAAAUAAUGCCUCUGGCUGAUUGCUGUUUCUGGGUAUUUAAUAGGAAUCCUUUCUCAAGAAAUGAGGUGCCACCUGUUUACUGUCUCUGUUAGAGAACAAACUCCUAGAAACCAUUCAUCAUGUGUGAUUGUCUUCUGUUGUCAUGUAUCUUAGCGUGGCUAUUGCAGAUGACUUAUUUAUGCUCAACUUAGGAAGAGCUAAAGUGGGAACCAGAUUCUUUUCAUGAGAUAUCUUCCAAGCUGCAACUUAACUACAUUUCUUUGAUGAUGAUGUCUUUUCUAUAGGUUUCUUAAGCACCAAAGAUGAUUCAUAAAUCUGUAUAUGUGAGAGCUGCUAAUUAAAGUAACUGAGCAGAUAAGCCUAUCAAAAUUAUGAAUUUGUAAUAAUGUUGUGGUUGCUAGAAUAAAUACCAUGAAAAACGUC